CAGCGCAGAGUGCCGUAGAGCCACGAUCAGGGCCAUAGACAUAGAAGAGGCCAUAAGCACGCAACGUCGAAUUACAAGUUGUGUUUAUUGGUUAGGUUUGGGUAUCCCACACCAGUUCAAAAGAUCUAAUAUUCACCUUGUAAUAAAUAACCCUGCGUAAAAUGGACAUUAUCAUCGACACUACAGGCCAAACCGAUCUUUUAGUUAAAGACAGGCUUGUUGAAAGCGAUGAUGACGAUCCUGACACUGGAGAGAUUGAUUUCGAUCUUUCACAAAUAGCAACAUUCAAGGAUAAAAAUGAGUCUGUAAAGUCAAAACGAAUAUCGAAGAAUGACGUUGAUCUUGAUGAUUUUGAGCUUGAAAUGGGAUGGAAACAUAUUAAUAAAAAGCUACCACAGAACUCUAGCAAUGUGGUAGAAAUAACCAAGGAGUUGACACCACUCGACAAAAUAUUGGCAAAGUCAGUUGUUAAACCAGGCUUUGAACAGCUAGAAUCUGUUCCAGCAUAUAACGAAAGUGAAAAGCGAUUGCGAAAGCUGAGGUCUAGAGAAAGAGAAAAGACCAAGGGCAAGAAGUGGUUCAAUCUACCUGCUCCAGAGAUAACCGACGAAAUCAGACAUGACCUGGAAGUUAUUCAGAUGCGAUCAGUCCUAGAUCCAAAACACUUUUAUAAAAAGAAUGAUCUCAAAGUCCUACCAAAAUACUUUCACAUUGGUAAAGUUAUGGAUUCACCCCUAGAUUAUUAUAACAACCGUCUCACAAAUAAAGAAAGAAAGCGUACUAUUGUUGAUGAGCUUAUGGCUGAUGCUGAAUUCUCCAAGUUUAAUAAACGUAAAUACAAAGAAAUCAUUGAUGAAAAACGAAAGACACACUUCAAAUCCCAUAGACAUGCAAGGAAGCUCAAGGGAAAGAAAAAGUGAAUCAGACCCAAUAUUGUUUUGUUUAUUGAUAUCAAAAAAUAUAUUGUGGUUUGUAGUAAA
Athalia rosae (coleseed sawfly) is the source of this 980-nucleotide messenger RNA. Its product is annotated as deoxynucleotidyltransferase terminal-interacting protein 2. Gene Ontology annotation, molecular function: RNA binding. The record is from RefSeq and is a predicted model, not a curated record. The coding region runs from base 162 to 920 and encodes 252 amino acids. Gene Ontology annotation, cellular component: nucleolus. Lineage: Eukaryota; Metazoa; Arthropoda; Insecta; Hymenoptera; Athaliidae. The transcript is spliced from 2 exons. Gene Ontology annotation, biological process: RNA processing.